Diaporthe batatas is the source of this 345-nucleotide messenger RNA. RefSeq lists its product as uncharacterized. The record is from RefSeq and is a predicted model, not a curated record. NCBI's taxonomy places the organism in Eukaryota, Fungi, Ascomycota, Sordariomycetes, Diaporthales, Diaporthaceae. The coding region runs from base 1 to 345 and encodes 114 amino acids. The transcript has a single exon.
AUGAUCGGCGCCGUUUGCUUAUCCCCGGUGUCAGAUGGGGUUUGCCUCUUCACGGAGUCGUGUCCGCCAAACAAAACCUUGCUGUCCACCUCUCUAUUGCGCUUGGCCUCUCUCACUGGAAUCCCACUGGCUGAUGAAGCCCAGAAAAGCAAAAUUGGACAUCUGCCUGCGCACAGGUGCCGCAAAUGGCUCAGGUCACACCUCACAUCGCUUUCGCCAGUCUGCCAGUGGACCCUCAAGCAUCUUGACAACCCCCACCCCCAGUCCCCGCAAGGCCGUGAGUGCCAUGCUACACAAAUACAAAGUCAGGAGGUCUUCUCCGGUGUUACUGGCAAGUUAUUCUGA